UGUCGUUUUAAUAGGCCUACAUUCGGUAGGCAACAUAUAUCAUUAAACAUUUGCUUCACUGGCUUUCCAACAAUGGGCUUUCCUGUAGCCUAUACCAGCAUUAGCCAACCAACCAACAACGUAGGCUAUGUGUUUUGUUUGGAGUUGCCAGGAUAUCUUGCCCAUGCGGACAUAUUUGACUUCUCUGGAGCUGUAGAUCACUUCGGCCAAAAUGGUCAUGAGUUCUCACGAUUUAAUAACCAUUAAUGUUGGAGGUCAAAGAUUCACUACCACUGCAUUUACUCUCAGAAAGCACCAAGACUCAAGACUCGCACGGAUACUGGAUGGCAAAGACCCUGAACACAAGCUAGUGAAUGGGCAGAUAUUCAUAGAUAGGGACUGGACUUUGUUUAAAUUAAUCCUGGAAUACUUGAGAGCUGGCCAGAUCUCUCUGCCGGCUGAGUUUAGUGACCACGAUGGACUGGCACGGGAGGCGGAGUUCUACGGAUUGCAUGUGUUGGUGCACGGUCUUUCCAUAACCCCGCGUUCCAAAGUCGAACUCCUCGAAAUCCGCUUCUCUGUUCAAGAGUCUCACGGAACCUUCCGAGUAUUCUGCUCCAGCAACAGAACUCUGGAGACUUUGGCCUCUAGAAUUUCCGUUUUUGUGGAACACCCCAACCUGAGAGGGAAUCUUCCACCACAGACCCAGAAUUCAGACACACCCGUGCCGGUUCAAAGGCCCUCUCAUCAUGACCUGGUCUUUCACUGUGGGACUGACCACUUUGCCAGGGAUGACUUCUCAGCUAGAUUUGUGACCAUAAAGCCGGACGAGAGAAAACUCCUGAACAGCAGCAACGUCCUGGGCCUGCUAGUGGACACCCUGCUGAAGGAAGGGUUUCAUCUCGUCAGCACCAGGACCAUCUCCCAAGACGAGAAGGUGGAGUGCUUCACAUUCGAAAGACGCCAGAAUACCCACAUCGUCCUGUCCAAUGAGAAUCACAGCAGAGAUGAUGACCUCAGAAGUGAGGCAAUGAUGGCACAAAGCAAGAAGACCAACAGGAAGAAGUGAUGCCAGAAAUGAAGGUCCAAGGCUCGACAAAGGCCUCCUAUUUUUUUUAUAGCAAUGCUCUCAUUGGAUCCGAUCAGAUCCAUAUUGGUUUUUGUAUGUUUAUUGGCUAUAUCCUAUCAGCUUCUUCACCAUCCUGUUUGAAUAUAGAUUAACAGAGGAAGCUCCUUUAAACUGAGGAAAUGGGAAGUUCUCACUCAGCCUCACUUGUUGUGACCAGAGAUCCCCAUGUUUACCAGUAGGGGGCGAAAUAGAAUGAUUAAUAAUGGAACAGCCUACAGUGAGCCAUAAAACCAAUCAAAAUGAUUCUUUUGAGAUCCUUAUCAUUUAUGAUUACAUAACUGAAUGUAAAUAGCAUCAUCUAUUUUAUAGAGUGUACAGGUAAAGUCAUGCAAAUGCUAGUUAUGUCACAGUGCAAUUAGAUCACAAAUAUGAAAUCAAUAACAAAAGGUUUGAACAAUAUAACAAACCAACCCAUAGUGCAUGUUUAUUAACAAUUGUUUGAAAUUAGGCUACUUGACAGAUUUUAUAUUUCACAAAAAUAAGAAGUUCAUCUGUCAUCCUGUAUACAGUACACAACCUUGAGCUGCAGUAGAGGUGGUGUAGAGAUGAUGAUGCUUUCUUGGUCUAAUGUAGACAUGUUGGCCUUUAAUACAUAUUUAAAGAAAAACAAACCCUACAACACAUUGUAGAUGUUCAUGUCCAGUGUCUCGGUUGGGACAGAAGCUUGGUCAACCAGGUGACUACCUCCAACGAAGUCCACGUUCAAUGGCGACACUUUGCUUGAACAGCACAGUCAAUACUGGAGGCUUCAGAAGUGGUUUAACUCCAAUAUUUACGUGCUGCUACAGCAAAGUGGCCAGUCUCUUAUCGAAGACGUCUUUCCAUUCAAGAACAUUAUGAAAUAAAUGAACAGAGAUAAAAGUGAAGUAUUCAGGAAGCAAAUACAAUGAAAUAUAUAUGAUAACCAUGAUGUUUGACUGUGUGUGUAUGCUGCAGGUAAUUCAUUUGUCCAAUGGACACAUUUUGCUUACACCCACCCACCUGUCACGCCAUUAUCUUUUUCUCCAGGUGUUACUGCAACAGCACAGGAAGGCCUGCAUCCCAUAAUACACACACAAACCAUUCCGCGCUGCUUCAGCACCACAAGGCCACACACACACACACACAUACGCCUCUCUUUCAUGAAACUUUGCAAAGCUAAAAAUUGUUAUAAAUCUGGAACAUCAGAGAGUUUUGUCUGGAGAGUUUUGCUUCAAUAAAUCUGGAAAGGAAAACGCAAGAGAUAAGGUUAUCAGGUAGAUUGUUAGGAAUACCGCCAUGAAGAAAGUAGUUACACAUACUUUUGAAUAAAAAAGGUUUCCCUUAUUGUUGACAGUUGGAUUGUAAUCCCUCUGGCAACAGCGUCCGUGGUGAUACAAGUCAAAGACGCGGGGCGAGACCUUUGAACAAGUGAAUGGAUAUAUCCAUUUAAGUGCGUGAAGAUUGUCCAAUACAGUUAGAACAGCCAUAUCCCGUGAAUGCAGUCCAGAAAUUAAAUAAGUAGACAUUCGUUUCUGUGGAUGUGGUUCGAAGAACUCGUCUUUUUAGUUGUGGUAGUCGCGUACCGUAUUUAUAGGCAGAUGCGCCAGUGUAGCGAGGGCGAGAGGCGGAGCGGUAUGGGGCUAGUUGGAGGGAAACUGGCAAGCGCACGAGAUUCGGUGAGUAGAACCGGUUACAGGAGAACCGCCCACCAAUUUACAGUAGACGGACCCUUAAAUAUCAUCCGCCCUACUAUACGUUUACAUGAAUCACGUGUUUUUUAACAAGUGAUUAUUGCAAGUUGUGAGUCCUAA
This is a messenger RNA of Osmerus eperlanus (European smelt), 2880 nucleotides long. RefSeq names its product putative potassium channel regulatory protein. Bases 212 to 1048 code for a protein of 278 amino acids. The record is from RefSeq and is a predicted model, not a curated record. Gene Ontology annotation, cellular component: endoplasmic reticulum. The transcript has 2 exons. Gene Ontology annotation, biological process: negative regulation of delayed rectifier potassium channel activity; protein homooligomerization. Gene Ontology annotation, molecular function: protein binding. Lineage: Eukaryota; Metazoa; Chordata; Actinopteri; Osmeriformes; Osmeridae.